Molecule: messenger RNA, 3511 nt
Organism: Calliphora vicina (urban bluebottle blowfly)
Lineage: Eukaryota; Metazoa; Arthropoda; Insecta; Diptera; Calliphoridae
Gene: Rubicon
Product: rubicon
Exons: 6
Coding region: 142-3195 (1017 amino acids)
Cellular component (GO): intracellular membrane-bounded organelle
Molecular function (GO): phosphatidylinositol phosphate binding
Source: RefSeq, a predicted model, not a curated record
AAAGAAACAAAAACUAAAAAAAAAAAUUAAUCAUAGUUCUCUUUUGUAGUUUCCUUGAGAUUUUGUUUUGGGUAUUUCCAUUAAAUUAUUAAAAAACAAAGCAGAUGCAAGUAUUAAAUUACAAUAAUAAACAAAAUAACAAUGGCAACAAAAGUAAAAGAAAAAUUACAACUGUUGCCAAAAGACGAAAUAAAGUGUCGUGAAUUAAUUGAAAAUUUGAAGAAAACCUUAAAUCUAUGGUUUGUAUAUGGGGCGGUUGAUGACACGAUUUUAAAGGAAGUACUCAGCUCGUGUGUGGAAAUUAUUUUACACGGCUUGAAAAAUGAACCAGAAAAGCUGCAAGCGAAUACAAAUGUUGAUGCAUUAGAUUAUGAUUCAUCGCCGUCAACUUCAGCUGCAUCAACGAACGUAAAUAAUAAUAACAUCAUCAACAAUAAUAUUAAUUACAAUGGCAAUAAUGACCUAAACUUGAAUGUACUACAUAAAAUAAUCGAUGAUUUUGAAUGGGUGCGUAAUGCAGUUAGUAUCAGACGGAAUUCAAACAAUACACCUCCCCGAAAUGUUUUAACAAUGGGGGGAGCAACAGCAUCAUCAACCACAUCACCGCUACAAAAUCGCAAGAUACCAAUGGAAAUUCAAAGACAAACAUUACAAACGACAAUAGCCUCACAUGUGACAAAAUGGUUGAUGCACAAUCUUAACGAACACAAUUUAUGUGGUUUCUUGCAGUAUUUAGUCACCGAUAAAGAGCUAUUAGAAGAGCACUAUAAUGAAACAGCUCUACUAAGACAAGAAAAGUAUGUUACAAUCUUAGUGAUUGGCUUGACAGCCUUUGAAACACAUCAAUAUGGCCUAUUAAGCCAGAUUAACGCAGUGCUAAAGGCCGAUAUAAAAGAGACAAACCAUCACAAAAGAUCGAAUUCUCAGCCAAAUGCUAUUAUAGUACCCAAGAUCAGCUCAAAGGUUUUGUGCCUAAACAAAUCCACUACAACAACCCCUCAUCAUCACUCAGCGUCAGUUCUGUUGACUAUACGCAAAACCAAGAGUCUAUCUGAAUUUCCAGACAAAGCGUCGAAUUCGCAAGAUAAGGCAGAUGGUGGUUACUUGAGUCGACCCAGAUGUAAAACCAUUGGUGCAAUCAAAGCUAGAUUAACCAAACCUCAGAAUAUACCACAAAAUAAUAUUCCUCAGACGGUUAACACUACAUUGUCUUCCGGUUCCUUUUUGUUAGAUUACGAUGAUAAUCAACCAACAACAUCGCAGGCAAGCUCAAACAGAAGUAAAAGUCCUAUAUCGAACUAUACAUUGAAUUCUAAUAAGUCUACUACAUCCAGCAUAAUGUCGUCAUCAGUGUCUUCCUGUAAUUCUAAUAACACAACAAAGUGUAUACAAUUGAUUAAUACCGAUGAUAUAAAAAUCUGGACAGAUCAUUCUUGGGAACUGAAGCAGAAGAGCAAACAACAAAAUCAGCAACCGACAACAGCCUCUUGUGCUAUACCCACACCAUUGGCCUCAACUUCAAAGCCUUCCAAAAGCCUUAGUCCCUUGAAUAGUUUUUUCACCUCGCUGUUCAGCACCCCGCCCUCUUACACGUCGUGGUUUAUAGAUCAUGGUGGCCACACAGAACAUGAAACUACUGAAACCGCAAUAGAAUCCAUAAUACCAGACAAUAAACAUCUUCAGCAUAAGAAUCAUCAUUCCGUAAUGUCUUCACAGCAACAAUUGUCGUCGUUAUCGCUGGGUUCUACAGUUUUCGACAAAUUUUUACCCAUCGAUGGAAAAAAAUUUAAAUCUCGUAAAUCGCAAAGUCUCUUUGAAGAUGUCAACACUACGCUGGACUGCAGUGGCAUAAAUAUGUUGAUGUCCGCCGGCAACUUUUGCUCGGAAACCCCGUCAACAACAUCAUCACCUGGCUCCGUGUUGGCCACCCCCAAAAAUUGUCAAAGUUUAACUAGAUUUUUGCAAAUGUCUCAUUUGUCUCGUAACAACACAGAAUUGGAAAAGGAAAAUGCUCACUUUCGUAUAUCUGAGGCGAUAAUCUCGGCCAUAGAGCAUAUAAAAUGGAAUAAACUUGAAACGCAGAAAGAUAAACAAUGUCGAGAGGCUACACCUUUAGCUACCGACUGCUUGGCCUCACCAGAUCCUACACAAAGUCCUAACGUAUCAACUCCAUCUAGUGAUAUUAUUGAAGGAGAACACAUACCUUAUGCUGAGUUAGAAGAAGUUAGCUACGAUUUACUUUCGGCUGAAGUUGUAGGACUAUCACUUAUAUCGAAAUUUGAUGAAAAACACUUACCCAAAGUUUCCGAACUAAAGUGGCUAGUAUCGGACGAUGAUACGCCGCAAAAUCUGUUGCCCAUGCCCGAUCUAACCAGUUCAGCCAACCCAGAUGAACAUGUAAUACAUUCAGCAACCCGUGGUACCAGAUAUUGGGCUCCUCCAAGGCAACAAAUAAUAUUCACCGAUCAUCCGCCGCCAAAUCGCAAAGAUUUGUUAAAGAAACAAAAUUACCGCUGUGCUGGUUGUGGCAUGCGUGUAUCACUGCAAUAUAUGCAGAGUUUUCGGUACUGCACCUAUUUGGGCAAAUACCACUGUACUGGUUGUCAUCGUAAUCAGAUUUCGGCUACACCAGCCAAGAUCUUGCAAGCCUGGGAUUUUAAAUGUUAUCCCGUUAGUGUCUUCGCCUAUCGUCUGCUGGAACAAAUGUAUGCUUAUCCUCUAUUCUAUGUACCCGACUUGAAUCCUGCCUUAUAUAUUCGUAGUAAAACGUUGCUCAGUGCUCGUAAUAAACGUUUACAGUUGAAAUUUGUUAAAGACUUUAUACGCAUGUGUCGUUUUGCCUUGCGUGAACAGAGUUAUUUUGAAUCGGUACCCGAUUAUAUAACCGCUGAUAUCGAUAAUUGGUCUAUGUCAGAUUUUAUUGAUGCACGUACUAAUUGUUUACAUCGAUCCAUAGAUGAAUUGAUUAAUAAAUGUGAAAUUCAUAUAUUUAAUUGUGUGCUUUGUACGGCUCGAGGUUUCCUUUGUGAAUAUUGUCAUGCUGACGUGAUUAUUUACCCUUGGGACUCACGUGUUGAACGCUGUGAUCGUUGCGGCACCUGUUUUCAUCGCAGCUGCUGGAAAUCUAUGAGUGAAAAGUGCUGUCGUUGCCAAAGGAUCGAUAAACGUCAAGAUGAAAUCAAUGACGUCAUUUAAACAAAUCUAUUUAAAUACGUAUAGAAACAUUUUACAUUUGAUUUCUCCGGUUAUUUUUGUUUUUUCUCGUUAAUUAGUUUCAAUUUAUUUAAAAAGAUUUUCGAACAAAUUUAUAGUGUUUAAUAAAAUUAAGAGUAGUAGUAUUGUAUUUAUAAUUUAAUUAAUUUUCAAACAAACCCAUGACCCGAAUAUGUAUUUUUCGAGAAUUAUAAAUCAUUAUUGAAUUUAUUUAUAUUUCUUCGUUCAUGUUUUUGUUUAACUUACGAUGUAUACGAUUGAAAAUAAAUUAAAUUUAUGUAUAAUCGAAUUUUAAAAA